CUAAUUUUUUUCUUUGUCAAUGCAAGCUCUGGACAGCCCACUUGCGCCACUCCACUCGGAAUAAAUGAGGAAAAUUACAGCGGAUGGAGGAGUCUGUCUCUCGUGAUUAAAGAGGCAGAAGGCCAAUUAGCCGAAGUUUGCCUUGUCUAAAGCCCUUUCAAAGCAGAGAUGGAAUUAGCUGCCAGGGCUGUCCGCAAAUUAAGCCAUUGCAGACCGAGGAGCAGACUGUACAUAGUUACAACACAGCCACAUCCUAUUACAGGCUUCUCCGCUUCCAGACCUGCGACCCUCCGCACCAUGGAAGACAGUUUGCCCCCGGCCAGCGAUACUCCAAACACACGAGUGGAAUGUGUAAAACCGUCGACGGCGGUCAGUGAGUCGUCUUCAAUUCACAGCGACCGUUUCCUUUCUGUCCCACGGGAGUUUUCCGAGCUGGAUCUCCACACGGUCAAUGGUGCUUUCAACCCUUCUGACUACUUUGAGGACCAGAAUGAAGCUAUUGUCAACAACUUCCUCGAAGCGGCGCAGCCGGACACAAGGAAUGGUUUGUACUUUAGUGACGGAAAAAGAAAAGUGGACUACGUCUUAGCCUACCACUACCGAAAGCGCAGCCCCCCGCUGAGCACACCGGGCGCCCUGGGGCUGGCGGUGAUCUCCAACGGUAGCUAUGGGAACCCAGACGAGAAGAAAGACACCCAGGCGGUGCACAGCUCCCAGGACGUGGUGGUGGACGUGACGCCCCAGGACGCUGUGGAGGAGGAGAAAAUGCGGAGCAGGGAAGAGUUUGAGAAGAACCUCAUGGAAGCGGGGCUGGAAAUGGAAAAGGAUAAGGAGAAUAAAAUCCAAGGCAUAGGUUUUGUCCGACUCCACGCGCCCUGGUUGGUUCUGAGCCGCGAAGCAGAAUUCCUUAAGAUCAAGGUGCCCACCAAGAAGGUUUAUGAAGUGAAGGAAGAAGGUGGGGUUAUGGCGACAUUGAACUCCGCCUGGGACACGAUCACCAAGCCUUUACAGCCCAAAGUGCCACAUCUUCAGAGCAACACAAAGACCAAGUACAUCUCGCAUUCAUUCUCACGGGAGAAGCUGCAUCUGUACAACAUCAGCGAGAAGGAGACAUUCUUCGACAAUGCAACACGAAGUCGAAUAGUGUAUGAAAUACUGAAGCGCACCUCCUGCAUCAGGACAUGUCAGAGUACGGGUAUUACCACUUUGAUAGCAAACGGUGUCUAUGACUCUGCUUUCCCCCUGCAUGACGGCACGUUUGAGAACACGGAAGAAAAGAACGAGAGACAGAUUUUACAUCAGGAAUGGGCCAGAUAUGGAGCUUUUUACAAGUACCAGCCAGUUGAUCUUAUAAGGAAGUAUUUUGGGGAGAAGAUUGGCCUGUAUUUCGCAUGGCUGGGGGUCUAUACUCAGCUCCUCAUUCCUGCCUCUCUAGUGGGAAUCAUAGUGUUCUUCUAUGGCUGUGCCACUGUGGACACGGACAUACCCAGCCUGGAGAUGUGCAACGAGGACAAAAACUUCACCAUGUGUCCACUGUGUGACGGGCCGUGUGACUACUGGCACCUCAGCACGGCCUGCUCCACCGCCAGGGCCAGCCACCUCUUCGACAACCCUGCCACCGUCUUUUUCUCCGUCUUCAUGUCCCUCUGGGCCGCCAUGUUUCUGGAGCACUGGAAGCGCAGGCAGAUGAGGUUGAGCUACCGCUGGGAUUUGACUGGCUUGGAAGAGGAAGAGGACCGGGUGAAGGAACAUCCACGACCAAAAUACGAAACCAAGCUGCUUCAGAAAAGGCAGAAGAAGAGGAGGAGUAAAAGGAAGAACAAAAGUGAGCCUAGCAAAGAGGAGGAGAAUGGAGGUUCAGGCAAGGAAAAAUGGAGGCAAAAGGUCCUGUCUGCCAUGGGAGGAGAGAGCUCGGUUGGGAAAGAGAAGCUAACCUGGAAAGACAGGAUGCCUGGAUACAUCAUCAAUUUCACUUCCAUCUUAUUCAUGUUCGGAGUGACCUUCUCGGCAGUGUUUGGGGUGAUAGUUUAUAGGAUAAUCACCUCGGCCAUCAUAGCAAUGAGUCCGGACCCGCAGACGAAGGCAAAUGUCCGUGUCACUGUCACGGCCACUGCGGUCAUCAUCAACCUCGUUGUUAUCCUCAUCCUGGACGAGAUUUACGGAGCUGUUGCCACGUGGCUGACUGAAAUCGAGAUUCCCAAGACAGAGAAAGAUUUUGAAGAGCGACUGAUACUGAAGGCCUUUCUUCUGAAGUUUAUGAACUCAUAUGCACCGAUCUUUUAUGUUGCCUUUUUCAAGGGAAGGUUUGUAGGCCGACCUGGAGAUUAUGUUUACAUUUUCAACCACUACCGCAUGGAGGAGUGUGCGCCUGGAGGCUGCCUGAUGGAGCUCUGCAUCCAGCUGAGCAUCAUCAUGCUGGGCAAGCAGCUGAUUCAGAACAACCUGUUUGAGAUUGGCAUCCCGAAGCUCAAGAAACUGUACCGGAAGCUGAGGGACAAAGGCACUGCGCCCGAGGAAACAGAUGACAAUCAGAGACUGUCCAGACAGUGGGACUUGGAUUACAACUUGGAACCAUUUACCGGCCUAACUCCCGAAUACAUGGAAAUGAUUAUCCAGUUCGGAUUUGUCUCCCUCUUCGUCGCCUCGUUCCCCUUGGCUCCUCUCUUCGCCCUCUUGAACAACAUCAUAGAGAUCCGCCUCGAUGCCAAAAAGUUCGUCACGGAGCUCCGGAGGCCUGACGCUGUGCGAGCAAAGGAUAUUGGGAUCUGGUACAACAUUCUCAGUGGCAUGGGCAAGUUCUCUGUCAUUAUAAAUGCCUUCGUCAUCUCCUUCACCUCCGAUUUCAUCCCUCGCUUGGUCUACCAGUACAUGUACAGUGAGACGGGCACCAUGCAUGGCUUCAUUGACCACACCCUGUCAUACUUCAAUGUCAGCCAUUUCAAACCGGGCAACGCGCCUACUCUGUCCCAGUAUGACAAGGAAGUAACAGUUUGCAGGUAUAAGGAUUACAGAGAGCCUCCGUGGUCUCCAAACGCAUAUGACUUCUCCAAACAGUAUUGGUCGGUCCUUGCUGCACGCCUGGCUUUCGUUAUUCUGUUUCAGAACCUGGUGAUGUUCCUGAGCGAGCUGGUGGACUGGAUGAUCCCCGACAUCCCCAAAGACAUCAGCGAGCAGAUCAAGAAAGAGAAGACCCUGCUGGUGGACGUCUUCCUCAAGGAGGAGAAGGAGAAGCUGCAGCUCAUCCAGAGCCUCUUCCUGAAGGACCAGACCGCCCAGCAGAAGGCCGGGGGCGUGCCGCGCCGCCACCGGGCGGCCAGCUUCAGCCAGUUCAGCCGGGAGCAGCGCUGCCAGCACACCGACGUGUGAGGGAGGAGAGAGGCCCGGCGCCCGGCGGCGCGAGCAGGAUUAUCUCGAGGACGGGGGGAAGGAGCUUGAGGAAGGCCCGAAAGCCUUCCACGGCUUGGGCGAUCAUUUGAGAGGGCUGUUUUCUCCAGGGGACAGGUGCCAGCUGGGAGUCAUUAUCAUUUUUUUUAAAAAAACAAAACAAAACACUGCAGGUCAAAUGCACUAUCGCUGAUUUCAACCAAAGUCAUUUCUUCACUUUUUUCGUUUAUUUUUUUUUUAUUUAUUUCCGGUGGGCUGUGGUGGCUCACAGCAAUAAUGCUGCUCUCGGAGGAAAAAAAAAAAAAGCAUAACGUGACCAAAUUUCUGGUGUGUAAACUCACAGAGCGUGCGACUUGGAGGAACGGGGCAAAGUGCCUCACAACGGCUGGUUCUGGAUUCACCUUUGAAAACUGUCUAAAUGCAGCGUGGCAACUGUGACUUCUAGCUAAAAAGGCAAUGAAUGAAAAACAGGCUUUGAUGCUUUUUAAAGUAACGUACUACCAUGCAAAGCAAACGUGUCGUAUUUUAAAAAACGCUGUAGGGGAUCUCAUUAUGGUUAUCACUGUGCAACUUUACUAACAUAACAAGGCCAAAAUGCUUUUCAGGGUCGAGUUCUAUUGUGUGUCUCUUCAGAACGCCUUGCAAAAAAAAAAAGAAUCCUGCAGAUUUAGUGUAUAACCAUUUGACUAGAUGUCUAUUUUCAUUACAAAUAAAACAUUAAGUAAACUGAAAAACAAACAAACUCAGUACGACAUGCCUAAAAAGACAUUGACGUUAUGCUAAGAACACCAUAUUUUGUAAGAGAAAAAAGCUCAAAUCAAUGCAAAAAUAUUAACUUGCUUUUUCAAAAGACAAAUAAAUGGAAUUCUAAGCACAA
Molecule: messenger RNA, 4261 nt
Organism: Lepisosteus oculatus (spotted gar)
Lineage: Eukaryota; Metazoa; Chordata; Actinopteri; Semionotiformes; Lepisosteidae
Source: RefSeq, a predicted model, not a curated record